Molecule: messenger RNA, 4616 nt
Organism: Panthera uncia (snow leopard)
Lineage: Eukaryota; Metazoa; Chordata; Mammalia; Carnivora; Felidae
Gene: USP7
Product: ubiquitin specific peptidase 7
Exons: 31
Coding region: 941-4108 (1055 amino acids)
Biological process (GO): regulation of protein stability; protein deubiquitination
Cellular component (GO): cytosol; nucleus
Molecular function (GO): protein binding; cysteine-type deubiquitinase activity; cysteine-type endopeptidase activity
Source: RefSeq, a predicted model, not a curated record
UUGAAUUCUGCAAAGCAAGAGUGAAGGAGCUGUGUCUGAGUUGGAAGAGCUCUCCGGAACAGCGUGUGAGCGUAGUGCAGGACGCAGGUGUUCUGAUGUAUUGCUGGGCAUUAAUUGGCAGCGUUGUGGGUCUUGGUGUGUCUGGUGGACACACAGACCUACGCGUGUCUUAGCGAAAGUGAACAGGAGUAGGAUUAAUGUGUUACUAAUUGCCAUUGGAAAGAGCUUGGAUAAUGACUUGGGGGGAGGGGUCCCACGAGUUUGAGAAAGACUACCUGGUGUUAAAUCGUAGCCCAACAAAAGUCACAGUACAGAUUGUCGCACCAUUCAAUGGCAAAAAACAAAACCCGACUGGAGGCAGUCCUUGUCAGGGAAUGGUUGAAUAAAUCGUGAUAUGGUAUGGUGCUAUUCAGAAUUAAAUUAAUACGCAUAUUUAUGUGCACCGACUUGGGGUAGCUCUAGUUCGUGCCCUGUGAAUACCAUUUUGUGUUCAGAAGAAUUUCACGUACGUUGUUGCACGUGCAUGUAUAUGAACCUUGAAACCUGGAAGGGGGCGCAUGAAACAGUGGCUUCCUUCAUGUUAGGAGUGAAGUGGAGGAGUCCUUAUUUGCCCAUCUUCAUCCUGUACUGCUUGCCUUGGUGCUGUUAGCAUUUCAUUCUUUGAAACCCAAAAGUAAAAGUAAAUAAUAGAACCAGGACCUGCACAAAAAUGUUUAUAGCAGCUUUAUUUCCAAUAGCCUCAAAUUGGAAACAACCCAGCUGUUUGCAGGUCAGAUGGUAUGUCCCUGCCGUGGAAUCCUACUCAGCGAUGUAAAGAAACCAGUUGGUGAUCUGAGUCUCAAGGGAAUUAUGCUGAGUGACAGAAGAUGUUCCAAAAGCUGGAGAUACAGAUGAUCCACCAAGAAUUACUCAAAACCCUGUUAUCAACGGGAAUGUAGCCAUGAGUGAUGGGCACAACAACACAGAGGAAGAUAUGGAGGAUGACACGAGUUGGCGCUCCGAGGCAACCUUUCAGUUCACUGUCGAGCGCUUCAGCAGACUGAGUGAGUCGGUCCUUAGCCCUCCGUGUUUUGUGCGAAAUCUGCCGUGGAAGAUUAUGGUGAUGCCACGCUUUUAUCCAGACAGACCACACCAAAAAAGCGUAGGAUUCUUUCUCCAGUGCAAUGCUGAAUCUGAUUCCACGUCGUGGUCUUGCCAUGCACAAGCUGUGCUGAAGAUAAUAAAUUACAGAGACGACGAGAAGUCCUUCAGUCGACGCAUCAGCCACUUGUUCUUCCACAAAGAGAAUGACUGGGGCUUCUCCAAUUUCAUGGCCUGGAGCGAAGUGACUGAUCCUGAGAAAGGAUUUAUAGAUGAUGACAAAGUUACUUUUGAAGUCUUUGUACAGGCGGAUGCUCCCCAUGGAGUUGCGUGGGAUUCAAAGAAGCACACGGGCUAUGUCGGUUUAAAGAAUCAGGGAGCGACUUGUUACAUGAACAGCCUGCUGCAGACUUUAUUUUUCACAAAUCAACUACGAAAGGCUGUGUACAUGAUGCCAACAGAGGGUGAUGAUUCAUCCAAAAGCGUCCCCUUAGCAUUACAAAGAGUGUUCUACGAAUUACAGCACAGCGAUAAGCCUGUAGGAACAAAAAAGCUAACGAAGUCCUUCGGGUGGGAAACUUUAGAUAGCUUCAUGCAGCACGACGUUCAGGAGCUGUGUCGAGUGCUGCUUGAUAAUGUGGAAAACAAGAUGAAGGGCACGUGUGUGGAAGGCACCAUACCUAAAUUGUUCAGAGGCAAAAUGGUGUCCUAUAUCCAGUGUAAAGAAGUAGACUAUCGAUCCGAUAGGAGAGAAGAUUAUUAUGAUAUCCAGCUAAGUAUAAAAGGAAAGAAAAACAUAUUUGAAUCAUUUGUGGAUUACGUGGCCGUGGAACAACUAGACGGCGACAAUAAAUACGACGCCGGGGAGCACGGCUUGCAGGAAGCAGAGAAAGGUGUGAAGUUCCUAACUUUGCCACCAGUGUUACAUCUACAGCUGAUGAGAUUUAUGUAUGACCCUCAGACGGACCAAAAUAUCAAGAUCAAUGAUAGGUUUGAAUUCCCAGAACAGUUACCACUCGAUGAAUUUUUGCAAAAAACAGAUCCUAAGGACCCUGCAAAUUAUAUUCUUCACGCAGUCCUGGUUCACAGUGGAGAUAAUCAUGGUGGACAUUACGUGGUUUAUCUAAACCCCAAAGGGGACGGCAAAUGGUGUAAGUUCGACGACGACGUGGUGUCCAGGUGUACGAAAGAGGAGGCCAUCGAGCACAAUUACGGGGGUCACGACGACGACCUGUCGGUGCGGCACUGCACGAACGCGUACAUGUUGGUUUACAUCAGGGAAUCAAAGCUGAGUGAGGUUUUACAAGCUGUCACCGACCACGAUAUCCCUCAGCAGUUGGUGGAACGACUGCAGGAGGAGAAGAGGAUCGAGGCUCAGAAGCGGAAGGAACGGCAGGAAGCCCAUCUCUACAUGCAAGUGCAGAUAGUUGCCGAGGACCAGUUUUGUGGCCACCAAGGCAAUGAUAUGUACGAUGAAGAAAAAGUGAAAUAUACUGUGUUCAAAGUGUUGAAAAACUCCUCACUGGCUGAAUUUGUCCAGAACCUCUCUCAGACCAUGGGGUUUCCACAAGAUCAAAUCCGAUUAUGGCCCAUGCAGGCAAGGAGCAAUGGAACCAAACGGCCAGCGAUGUUGGAUAACGAGGCAGAUGGCAACAAGACGAUGAUUGAGCUCAGUGACAAUGAAAACCCUUGGACGAUAUUCCUGGAAACCGUUGAUCCGGAGUUGGCCGCCAGCGGAGCCACGUUACCCAAGUUUGACAAAGAUCAUGAUGUCAUGCUAUUUUUGAAGAUGUAUGACCCCAAAACGCGGAGCUUGAAUUACUGUGGGCACAUCUACACACCAAUAUCCUGUAAAAUCCGUGAUUUGCUCCCGGUUAUGUGCGACAGAGCGGGAUUUACCCAGGACACUAGCCUUAUCCUCUAUGAGGAAGUUAAACCGAAUUUAACAGAGAGAAUUCAGGACUAUGACGUGUCUCUUGAUAAAGCCCUCGAUGAACUAAUGGAUGGUGACAUUAUAGUGUUCCAGAAGGAUGACCCUGAAAAUGAUAACAGCGAGUUACCCACUGCAAAAGAAUAUUUCAGAGACCUCUACCACCGUGUUGAUGUCAUUUUCUGUGAUAAAACAAUCCCUAAUGAUCCUGGAUUUGUGGUUACAUUAUCAAACCGAAUGAAUUAUUUUCAGGUUGCAAAGACAGUGGCACAGAGGCUCAACACCGACCCCAUGCUGCUCCAGUUUUUCAAGUCUCAAGGUUAUAGGGACGGCCCAGGUAAUCCUCUUAGACAUAAUUAUGAAGGGACUUUAAGAGAUCUCCUACAGUUCUUCAAGCCUAGACAACCUAAGAAACUUUACUAUCAGCAGCUGAAGAUGAAAAUCACAGACUUCGAAAACAGACGAAGUUUUAAGUGUAUAUGGUUAAACAGCCAGUUUAGGGAAGAGGAAAUAACACUAUAUCCCGACAAGCACGGGUGUGUCCGGGACCUGCUGGAAGAAUGUAAAAAGGCUGUCGAGCUCGGGGAGAAAGCGUCAGGGAAACUUAGGCUGCUAGAAAUCGUAAGCUACAAGAUUAUCGGCGUGCACCAAGAAGAUGAGCUGUUGGAAUGCUUGUCUCCGGCAACGAGUAGAACGUUUCGAAUAGAGGAAAUCCCUCUGGACCAGGUAGACAUAGACAAGGAGAGCGAGAUGCUCGUCACCGUGGCGCACUUCCACAAGGAGGUGUUCGGGACGUUCGGGAUUCCGUUUCUGCUGAGGAUCCACCAGGGCGAGCAUUUCAGAGAAGUCAUGAAGCGGAUUCAGAGCCUGCUGGACAUCCAGGAAAAGGAGUUCGAAAAGUUCAAAUUUGCCAUUGUGAUGAUGGGCCGACACCAGUACAUCAACGAGGACGAGUAUGAAGUGAACCUGAAAGACUUUGAGCCCCAGCCUGGUAACAUGUCUCACCCUCGGCCUUGGCUAGGGCUUGACCACUUCAACAAAGCCCCAAAGAGGAGUCGCUACACCUACCUGGAAAAGGCCAUUAAAAUCCAUAACUGACUUCCUCACCCAGUGCGUGCGAGGCGAGGGGCCGUGCGUGGGUGUGUGCCCCUUUUUAACAGCCUAGAACUUUGGUACACGCGCACCAUCUGAAGUCUUCAGCAAGAGGAUUUGCUGCUGAUGUUAAUUUUAUUUUGUUGAGGCUGUUCCGUUUGGCUUCUCUGUAUCUAUUGACUGCCCUUUUUGAGCAAAAUGAAGGUGUUUUUAUAAAGCUUGGAUGCCAAUGAGAGUUAUUUUAUGGUAACCACAGCGCAAGGCAACCGUCAGCGUUAACGGGGGAGAAGAGGUGAGGGCCACGCGGCUCCGGCUCGAGGCCUCUGGGCUGUGUCCAGUCGGCAGAGGCCUGCCCGGCUGCCUUCCUGGGGUCGCGGGCGCCAGCCCCGCAGCUGGUCUUACGUUGAGGCUCAUCUGACGUUUUCCCCUCAGUUCUACUUUCCAACCUUUUGUGUGCAUCUGUAAAGGCAAAACCGAGAAACUCACAACCUAAUAAAUAGAGCUCUUUCCUUCA